Messenger RNA from Lepus europaeus (European hare), 1145 nucleotides. RefSeq names its product F-box and leucine rich repeat protein 22 (gene FBXL22). Gene Ontology annotation, biological process: SCF-dependent proteasomal ubiquitin-dependent protein catabolic process. The transcript has 2 exons. The coding region runs from base 70 to 636 and encodes 188 amino acids. Lineage: Eukaryota; Metazoa; Chordata; Mammalia; Lagomorpha; Leporidae. Gene Ontology annotation, cellular component: SCF ubiquitin ligase complex. The record is from RefSeq and is a predicted model, not a curated record. Gene Ontology annotation, molecular function: protein binding.
AGGAGCCGAGGCGGUGGCAGGCAGGUGGGCAGGGCCGCCCGCAGCGCCGCGGGGCCCCGCUCGCUCGCCAUGCACCUCACCCAGCUCAACCGCGAGUGCCUGCUGCACCUCUUUUCCUUCCUGGACAAGGACAGCAGGAAGAGCCUGGCCAGCACCUGCCCGCGGCUGCGCGCCGUGUUCGAGGAGCCCGCGCUCUGGCCGCUGCUGCACUUCCGCUCGCUUGCCGAGCUGCGCAAGGACAACUUCCUGCUGGGCCCGGCGCUCCGCAGCCUGUCCAUCUGCUGGCACUCCAGCCGCGCGCAGGUGUGUGGCACCGAGGACUGGCGCAGGAGCGCCUUCCACAGGGCCAUCUGCAGCGGCCACGAGCGCCUCGUCAACGACUUCCUCCUCCAGGUGUGCGACAGGACCAAGCCCGCACUCCCGGGGCAGAGGGUUCCCAGCGGGUACCAGGAAGCCCGGGGCUCAGCGCUCUGUCCAGUCUCUGAAGGUUCCCAGGGCAGAUCCGGAUGGCGCGACACCGAGAGCUCAGAACCACGCUCCAGGCAGCACUGGCUCCCGCCUGGCCCAGCGAGGUUACGGUCGGCCCGGGGUCCGCAGCCAGCGAGCCACAGCCACGCCCAUCACGGAGCGCCCUAGGCCACUGUCCGUAAAGCCAGAACCUGCACCUGAACUCGAAGGCGGGGGCUCCGGCGCUCGCAAGCGGCCAUGCCCAGAACAUUUCAGAUCCUUUCCCCAGGCGCAUGGAGCAGGGCUGGCCAGCCGGGCGCGGCCAGGGGGCUACGGUGAGGCCGGGAACAUCCGGCACCCCCAGGCUGCACCUCGGCGCCCGGAUCCCCGGAGCAGUCCUGCUCCUGUCUGUUUUCUGGAAAAGUGGAUGCCCACUGCACAGAGAGGGGCCCCCGGUGCUCACAUCGCUCCCACGCGCAGAGGGAAGCUCGCUGCGGUCACCCAGCAGACGCGCCCCGAACCCAGCCCCGUCCGACUCCGCCCCAGAUCUUCUCCCCGCGGCAGGCCCGGGCGGUCUCAGCGGGCGCCCUGCCAGGGUCGCCGCUCCCCCGCACCGAGGCCACACCGCGGCGACGCGCCCGGCUCCGCCCCGGGAACACCUCCCCGCGCUGCCAGGGGCGGGCCUCGGCCCCGCUCAC